GUGCUUUCCAAAAAUGUGGCGGCAGGGGUGUGUAGACUUUCAGUCUUGGGAAGCGAGUUAAUGAGGGCGCCCAAGGGAGGCGGGCGGAUGGACGGACGGACGGACGGGGGUCUUCAUCAUGAUAACGGCAAGAAGAGCCAAAAGGGACUUUGGGCAGAGCAGAAAAGACGGCGGCGACGAGCGAGUGCGCUCGUUUGGACAAAUGAAAGAAAAUUGAAGAGCAUUGUGAUUCAGGAUGGGCUGCGCGAGCAGUGACCAAGCGGCGGACGACAACUCGGAGCCGCCGACCAAGAUCAUCUCCCUGGCGUCAAAUCACACGAUUUGGGACGGAAGCACUUGCUGCGACAACGACGACGUGGUGUUUGUGGCUCAGCAUGACUUCAAAGCCAGCAACGGCAGCGAGCUCUCUUUCGGGAAGGGAGACCGAUUCAAGGUUCUGGGAGAAAACGGCGACUGGUGGCUGGUGCGCUCGCUGGCGACGGGACGCCAAGGCUUCAUCCCCUCCAACUACGUGGCCCGGGCGGACACCCUCCAGGUGGAGAAGUGGUUCUUCAAGGAUCUGAGCCGGAGAGAGACGGAGCGCUUGCUCCUGGCGCCUGGGAACAAACCCGGGGCCUUCCUCAUCCGGGAGAGCGAGACUUGCCCGCCGGGUUCUUUCUCGCUGUCCGUUCGAGAUUUCACAGCGGAAAGCGCCGACGUGGUGAAACACUACAAGAUCCGCUCUCUGGACAGAGGAGGCUACUACAUCUCCCCAUCCAGCACCUUCCCGUCCCUGCAGGAGCUGGUCAAGCACUACACGAGUGAGCCGAGCCGAGCCGCUCCAGACGCAACUGCGGUGCUCUCCGUGACCCCGCGUGUCCCGUCAGGUUCCGCCGACGGUCUGUGCCAGCGUCUGUACGCCCCCUGCAAGAAGAAGCCGCCCCAGCGCCCGUGGGCGCCCGACCAAUGGGAGAUUCCUCGCCACACGCUCAAACUGGUCAAGAAGCUCGGCGCUGGACAAUUUGGAGAAGUGUGGAUGGGUUACUACAAGGACACGCUGAAGGUGGCCGUCAAGACCUUGAAGGAGGGCACCAUGGAGCCCGGCGCCUUCCUGCAGGAAGCCAACCUGAUGAAGCAGCUGCAGCACGAGCGGCUGGUGCGGCUCCACGCCGUGGUCACGCGGGAGCCCAUCCUCAUCAUCACUGAGUUCAUGAGCAACGGAUGUCUGCUGGACUUUUUGAAGACGGAUGAAGGGAAAAGGCUCGGGCUCAACAAGCUGAUUGACAUGUCAGCACAGAUAGCCGAGGGCAUGGCCUACAUCGAGAGCAAGAACUCCAUCCAUCGGGACCUGCGGGCCGCCAACAUCCUGGUCAACGAGACCUUGCACUGCAAGAUCGCCGACUUUGGCCUGGCCAGGCUGGUGGAGUCCGUAUACACGGCGCGGGAAGGUGCCAAGUUCCCCAUCAAGUGGACAGCUCCCGAGGCCGUCAAUUACGGCACCUUCAGCAUCAAGUCGGACGUGUGGUCCUUUGGCAUCCUCCUGACGGAAAUGGUCACCUACGGAAGAAUACCGUAUCCAGGGAUGACCAACCCGGAGGUGGUCCGCAAGCUGGACUUCUCCUUCAGGAUGCCCCGCCCAGAAGGCUGCCCGCAGGAGCUCUACCACAUCAUGAUGGCCUGCUGGAAGGAGAGGCCCGAGGAGAGGCCCACUUUUGAGUUCCUGCAAAACGUCCUCGAGGAUUUCUUCGUCGCCACCGAGGGCCAAUACGAGAUGCAGACGUGAAGCCGCAACUAGUACGCACAACAAUAAAAUACGCUAUUGUCACAUUGGGUCAUAUUGUGACAUCACCGAGGACAACGUUUGGGAUUGCGAAGGCCCUGGGAAGCGUUUUGACUUCUGGAAGAUAACGUCGGGGAUGGCCCGCUGCAAGUCCACCAUUUCCUGGACGGACAGGAAACAGGAAAUGCUUGUCAGCAUUCCAUAAAUGCCACAAAGUGAGACCACCCCACACAAAUAUUUGUCCCAAAAGGCCAUCAACACGCAAUGUUCUUCAAUCUUUGCAAAACCACCUUCAGUCCUUCUCAUUGAACAUCAACUGACAUCUGGGACUCUUGCUCAUUCAGUCACAAGAAGGGAGAACAAUGUCCAAAUCAAGUCAGAUGUUUAGAUGAGAAAAAAUGAUCCAGUUUGAAACUCAAAGCUGUGUCAGGUACAAAUCAGAACAAGCGGGAUGAAAAGCAUGUGCGACCAUAGUGCUCGAAAGCCAAAAAAAUCGAAUUCAAAAGUGGGCGUUCCCCCAGGGCUCCCUCGACGAUAUACAGUGUGACCACCAGACGGCGCAUUUCCCCAGGAACACUAAACCAUUCGAGCUCAUGUACAGGCGUGGUUGUUGUUGGACAAGUCUCAAAGUGAGACAUCUUACAACUAACUAAAUACAAAUACAUGCCUUAAUAAUAGGGCUACUAUUGUAUACGCAAUAGGCACUUUUCUCCAAGUUGUCAAAGUCGCGCUUUUGUUUACUAUUAGAAUUGAGCUUUCUCGGAUCCCGUAGACUUGUGCUUCAACGGACCGGGUCUUCCAUGCAACUGUGUUGACUGAGUAACGCUAACAUUUUCAAGCUCUUAAUGCCCUUUAUUUUCUGAAUUAAUGUAUUUUUCACGAAUAUUACUAUAAAUACUGCACAUAUACAA
This is a messenger RNA of Syngnathus typhle (broad-nosed pipefish), 2670 nucleotides long. It is a transcript of the gene blk, whose product is annotated as BLK proto-oncogene, Src family tyrosine kinase. The record is from RefSeq and is a predicted model, not a curated record. The coding region runs from base 236 to 1762 and encodes 508 amino acids. NCBI's taxonomy places the organism in Eukaryota, Metazoa, Chordata, Actinopteri, Syngnathiformes, Syngnathidae. The transcript is spliced from 11 exons. Gene Ontology annotation, biological process: innate immune response; cell differentiation; protein phosphorylation. Gene Ontology annotation, cellular component: extrinsic component of cytoplasmic side of plasma membrane. Gene Ontology annotation, molecular function: non-membrane spanning protein tyrosine kinase activity; ATP binding; signaling receptor binding.